Dentiscutata erythropus is the source of this 420-nucleotide messenger RNA. The record is from the annotation of a GenBank genome assembly. NCBI's taxonomy places the organism in Eukaryota, Fungi, Glomeromycota, Glomeromycetes, Diversisporales, Gigasporaceae.
AUGUUUGCACCAAAAUUUGAAACUGGUAAAACAAUUGAUAAUUAUUUAGACCUUAUUUAUAGGCCACAAAUAGAUUCAAUGAAAGAAGAUAGUAAUUCAAGCUUUAUAAGUGAUAAUAAUAGUAUUCCAACAGCUGGAAUUACAAACAUAGUUAUAUUAAAAAAAAACAAAAAUUGUAAAAUUGAAGUUACAAAUAAAGUUGUAUAUUUACCAUUAGCAGACACUAUAGAUCUUAUUCAAAAGAUGAUGAAUUUUCCAUUUUUAAAAGGAUCUGAUUGUGUACAAAAAAUUCAAGCUGAAUCGCUUUUGAAGAAUUUAUAUAAUCAACUUAAACAGGAUAUGAUAGUUUCAAACCAAGAAAAGACAAUCGAGACAAGUUUAAUUGAAGAUAAUGAUGAUGAUAUAUUUACAGAAAUGUGA